Messenger RNA from Anneissia japonica, 3594 nucleotides. RefSeq lists its product as uncharacterized. The record is from RefSeq and is a predicted model, not a curated record. Lineage: Eukaryota; Metazoa; Echinodermata; Crinoidea; Comatulida; Comatulidae. Bases 120 to 1790 code for a protein of 556 amino acids. The transcript has 6 exons.
CUUCACAUAUGCACCUCACUGAAAAACCAACCGAAGAAUUUUAAGAAAUCAAUGAUGAUGCUUUCAGAGAGCUGUUGUCAGAUAUUUCAAAAUGGUAUGAUCAACGUAAAUACACAAAUAUGCUGAAAGUAUUGUACAGAGAACUUUUGAAAAACAAUUAUGAGUUGAAUAAGGCUACAAAGGUGAUGGAAUUAAUGGAUAUGUUAACUGCUUCUGGACAUCUUCAAUCAGCUAAUCUCAAUGUUCUCUAUGAUACCAUAAACAUAACAGAGCAAAGAGGGAUCAAAGAUAUACUGCCAGUAUUUCAAAAUGUUGAAGAUGUAGAAAUCUCAAAAUUCACACAUCACAGACGAAAAAUUAUGAAGCUUGGAAUGGUACUGAUUGAUGAAGAUGUAAAUAAGAUAAGUGCAUUAUAUAACAAACCAGUAAAGGAAUAUGCAGACACAUGGAGUUUGAUUAUGGAUCUGGAGCGCAACAGGGUAAUUUGUGAAGGAAAAAUGGAAGCCUUCAUUAAAAAACUGAAUACCCUUCAACUCCAACAUGCUGUGGAAGCUUUAACAGAAGAAAUCCCAAAUGCAUCUUCAAACUCUGAACAUGGCCAUGGUGAAGUAAUUGCUGUAAAGGUAAGGCGCAAAAGAGAAUCUUCUGAUUCUGAAGGUCAACCACAUCCAAAGUAUGCUCUUAGUUUGUUAACCGAACUUGAUGAAAAUAAAGGCAAUCUGACUUUAGAGGAUAAGGCAGAAUUUUUUGACAAAUUUGAGAAACUUAUCAACUAUUAUAAAAAACAUGGUUUAAAGCUGAAGAAGGUUGGAAAAGGAUCAAUAGUAUUUUAUGUAUCAACAAAUGAUCCCAAUGCUUUGAUGAGUCUAUGGGAAAUACAUUCUAGUGGAAAGCUUCUCAAAGAUUUAGCUAAAUUAUUAGUCCCAGAGGAACAUCAGCAAGAGUUCAUAGAUGAAUGGAUGACGUACAUCGAUGAAAAUGAAUACAAAGUGUUGCUCAGUAAGCUGAAAGAAAAAGAACAUAGGAAACACAAACCAAUUAGACGUACAGAUGCAUUCCAAGCAUUUAAAGAAACAUCAGCUGCCUUGGAAAAAUCUGCCCAAAACUUCAUACAGAAAGUACAAGAUGGUAUCAAAGCUGUUAAGCAGAAUGCUACAAAAUUAAAACAAAAUAAAGACAAGUGUUACAGAGAUAUAGAAAAUCAAAUGCAAGAAAUGUAUCAAAAAGUUAAGGAGAAUGGAGACAAAAUGAAAAAUGAAGUAGAGACAAUCUACAAAAGAAAAAACAAAGUAAAUGAUGUACAAAUAGAUGAUUUGAAAACAACAAUAUCUGAUACAAAUACAAAAUUGAGUUUACUUAAUCAAUUAUUGGAGGGUGACGAAGGCACAGCAUUGCAGUCAAGUGAAACAGUACUUACAGCACUGAAGGACAGAAUAAAUGAAUUGCCAAAAACAGAGCCAAUUGAUAAUGGAGAGAUUCACUUUUUCAUAAAUGAACAGCACAUAACAUCAGUGAAACAAGGUGAUAUUGGGACAGUAACACAAAUGAGGGCAGCAGACUGUUUAACAUUAAAAGAAGAAGAAUCUGUGUUCCAAGGUCAGACAAUUGUUGUCAAAAUAAUAAAAACAGAAGAUCUUGAAAUUUAUGCAAAUCAACUAAAGGCAACAUGGACACAACCCACAGGUGAAACAAAUAUCUCCCAAAUUCAAGAACAUGUUAAUGGAGAUUACUUUGUGACAAGAAAAUGCACAAUUCCAGGAGUUUGUAAACUAGAUGGAUGUGAGUGCUGAUGAUGAACCAAUUAAGCAAUCACCAAUGAUAAUCAAAGUAGAAGAGGGAAGAUUAUUAAAUACUAUUCAUACAAACGCAACAUUUAUUAGCGAUGUAGUUAAGUGUGAAGAUGACUCCUUACUGGUUUCAUGUUUGACAAAUGAAAUGCUGAAGUACAAGCAAUCAGGAGAAUAUACUGAUAUAUAUUGGUAAGGUUACACUACCACAAGGUGUGAGAGUUCACAGAAUGUACAAAAUGAGGAAUGGUAACAUAGCAUUCAGUGAUUUGAAUAUUUUAGGCAUUAGAAUAUGCAAUAUGAAUGGUCAGGUGAUUAAAACAAUUGGUAAGGGAGUAUUGAAUACACCAUGGUGUAUUCAUGUGGAUGAGACAUCAAAUGUUUUGUAUGUAGCAGGUGGGUACAAUAACUGUGUGUACAUGCUUGACAUGAAUAAUGGGCAGACCAUCAAAACAAUAAGGUCAAGAGGUACAAAAGAAGGUCAAAUGAGUUAUGUCACUGAUGUUACUCUUACAAACCAAGGACGCCUUCUUGUAUUGGAGAGUGAAUGUUUAGGUACUGGAACAAGUAGAUUACAAUUAUUUAAUAAUGAGGGAAGGUUUAUAAAAGUCCUUGUUGAAGCAGGUGAUGAGGAUGGUAAAGUAAAUUAUCCAAGAGCAGUAGUAGUUGAUGAGGAUGACAACAUCAUUAUAUCAAGUCAAAGCAAACUACAGCUAUUCAGUAACUUUUGAUGGAAAUUUUAUUAAAAGAAUUGAUAAACCACAAGAUGGAAUCAACUAUCAAAAUGGAUUAUCUAUCAUUUCAUAUCAUCCAAGGAGACUUGCAGUAACAAAUUGUGUAGCAGCAUCCUGAGCGAAAGCAACUGAAGAUUUUAGGUCAUUAUUAUCCUGUUCCAGCUUGUUUAAUCUCGAUUCAACUCGUUGAAGGCGUGUCAUUAUUGACGAGUGGUUUUGUAAGACUGUGUCGAGCUUGCAGUCAAGCCGCUUAUUCAUUGUUUGAAUCUCGCGCUAGCGGUCUUGUGACGUAUCGUCAGGUGACGUUCCCGUUUCAGCAGCGGAUUCACAUUCCGCUGGGUUAGGCCUUCCCUAAGGCUCAGGUCUGUCUGAAGUUUUUUGCUUUCUUUUAGGAGGCAUCAGUGCAUUUAGUUAACAAUUUUGAUCGUACUAUAGAUAUGGUGAAAAAGUACUUGUAAAAUAUUGUAUACACUAUGUGUAGCUAAAUAAAUACUAUAUUACCGUAUUUUUGAGAAAUAUUAUCAGAGCUUAUAUUUUGUUUGUCUCUAUUCCACGGACAUGCGUAGUCUAGUUUGGCAAAAAUGCAUGGACUCUGCUGCCAUUGUUUGAUACAGUAUGCUGAGGAGGAAUUCAAAAACUUUACUAUGGUUGAAAAAGAACCAUGAAGACAGACAGAAAUAUUAAUAAUAACUUUUACACAGAAUAAUAUCAGUGUGCUUUAAAUUUUACACAGAUUAAUAUUAGAGUGCAUUAAAUUUUACAGAUUAAUAUCAAAGUACUUUAAUUUCACACAGAUUAAUACUAUUAUGAUAUACUAAAGUAAAAAUAGUAAUACCCCGGACCUAAACAUGUUUUUAAAAAUGUUAAUUUUAAUCUUUAUAAUGUGAUUUUGCCAAAUAAUCUACUCUUAACUUGUGGGACAGGGAGAGUCUUUAAGGGGAGGGGGCUGGGGUAGCUCAGCAGGCUCUUUUUAACCUUCAGCCUUUUUUUUUUUGCCUUCAUUCAUAUUGUUAACCUGCAAUUUUAUUGUAUAUUUCAUCAUGUAUACUUUGACAAUAAAUCACCUGAAUCUA